UUAGCUGCAACCUUAAAUACAAUAGGUGUAAGACUCAAUCAAGAUGGCUAAGUUGUCACAUUAUUUUUACAUUUUUUUUGACGAAUAUUCCAAUAAACUUAAUGAAGGUGCUUAGAAGAGUUGCUCCUAAAAGCUUUUUACGCCGCUAUUCUCUUGAGACAGGCGCAUUAACCACAGCUGGAAUUCUUAUUUGUGUGACGCUAAUAUGUGGAAUAGCGCUGAUCAUUCAGGUCCUAUUGAUGAAGAGAUGUACAGCCUGCGGAGGCUACGUGUGGAGGAACGCCUACAGCUUCAGUGUUUCCGGAGUGAUAUACUGCGUUAUUAUGCUAGCUAUGCAUGGAUGGCUGAUCUGGGGAAUACGGCAGAAAAAACCCACUGUCCUCAUAUCCUGGGUGGUGAUAACGAGCAUCUGGCUGGCCCAGACUUUCUUCCUCAUGAUAAUACUGCUAUGUAUCUAUAGCGAAAAGGUCAAUAUUGUUUCGUGCGUCCUUUCUUUCACUUUUGGAAAUAUCGCGAUAUGUAUACUACUUUACUUGGUUUUGGUCGUACUUGGACUAUGGUUCGAACUGAAGGAUGCUCAAAAAGAUCAAAAUAUAGCAAUUCAUAUCAAACUUUAAUUUACAAUUAAUUUACAAA
This is a messenger RNA of Pararge aegeria (speckled wood butterfly), 636 nucleotides long. RefSeq lists its product as uncharacterized. The record is from RefSeq and is a predicted model, not a curated record. Bases 102 to 617 code for a protein of 171 amino acids. Lineage: Eukaryota; Metazoa; Arthropoda; Insecta; Lepidoptera; Nymphalidae. The transcript has 4 exons.